AUGAAUAAUCUAGCGGGUACUCAAGCAAGCGUCGUGGGAAUAGCAGGCUCUGGAGCCCGAUUUCAGAGUCUGAGUGAUUUUGAAAAAGAGCAGGAUGAAUUGCAAGCUCGGAUUGACCAAGAUAAUCUCAACGCACAACCCACAAGAUCUCGUACUGGCUUACCAGCCGCCAGCAGACCUAGGAAUGUGCCAGAUGUCAGUGGUAUCCUACUUGAAGAGCAAGCGUUGCAAGAAAUGGGCAGCAUAAACUGGGUCGGAAAACUACUGGAGUACCAUCAAGCCAAUGCCAUCAACCCACUACCAGAGUAUACAGAGCAUCAGGUCUCCGAACAGCGAUUCCGCUGUUCCGUAACCAUCCAACAAAAGACCGAGCCCAUCACCACCUUAGCAUCCUUCAGCAACAAAAAAGAUGCCAAAAAAUUCAUCUCCAAACUCGCCGUCGAUUGGCUUAUAUCACAGAACCUCAUGCCUUCUACUGGCGACGUCAGAUUUCCCAAGACACCAAUUGCAGCACCAAUUCCAGAUGCUCGCGAGAGAAGCACCUCUCCAACACCGUAUCCCAGUCUCGUCCCCAGACUCUGCAUCGCCCUUGGUUUCAACCCUCCGGCAUAUAGACUCACGCGCAUGUCAGAAGGCACCUCACUUUACGAAAUCUAUGCAGAUUUUGGAUCUGAUCCCCGAAUCGACGGCCCUGUAGGAAAACUCACAAACAUCUACGGCAGGAAUAGAGCUAAAGAAGCCUGCGCAAAAGAAGUUUUUAUGUUCUUGAAGGCGUUUGAAAGAUCGAGGGAAGCAGGUAUUGCAGCUCAGCAGGGAGAGGAGAGGAGGAGUGAGGAGGAGCCCCAACCUCAGCAUGAGGACUCGGGUUCGAAUGCGAAUGAUCAGUAUAGUGUCGUUCUGGUAUUUAAGAAUGGUUAA
Botrytis sinoallii is the source of this 918-nucleotide messenger RNA. RefSeq lists its product as uncharacterized. The transcript is spliced from 3 exons. The coding region runs from base 1 to 918 and encodes 305 amino acids. Lineage: Eukaryota; Fungi; Ascomycota; Leotiomycetes; Helotiales; Sclerotiniaceae. The record is from RefSeq and is a predicted model, not a curated record.